AUGGACUUGCACGCCAAGACGAAAGCUGAGGCGAAGAAGGCCAAAGAGCGGGAGUUCUUGGAUACUGCAAGCGAAGUCUCCGGGCAGGCCAAUGCCGCCAAACCGGCCAAAAAGGCCGAGAAGGGGGCUCCAGGGUCGGGUCAAAUUUCGAGAACCUCCAGCAUCGGCCCCAAAGUCAUUCGGGGGGCUCCAAAGAGCAAGACGUCGGAGCAGAGGGUGAAGACAAACAAGGGCAAGGCUAAGAUGACCAACGUGGGAACCAAACCUCCCGCUACCAAGCAGCCCCGACCCCAGCGCCCAACUACUCCCAAGACCACUACGGCUCCUCCCAAGACCACUACGGCUCCUCCCAAGGCCACUACGGCUCCUCCCAAAGCCACCACAAUCCCCCCCAAUGCUACCCCAAAAGCCAUCACCACAAUUGCCCCUAAAGCCACCACGAAGGCAAAAACUUCAAAACCUUCGCCAUUGCCGCUCGUUCCCAAACAACCUCAGCCCUAGUCCCCAACUCUCCCCAAGCGUUCGCACGACCGGGG
Messenger RNA from Gaeumannomyces tritici R3-111a-1, 536 nucleotides. RefSeq lists its product as hypothetical. The record is from RefSeq and is a predicted model, not a curated record. NCBI's taxonomy places the organism in Eukaryota, Fungi, Ascomycota, Sordariomycetes, Magnaporthales, Magnaporthaceae. The transcript has a single exon. The coding region runs from base 1 to 501 and encodes 166 amino acids.